Messenger RNA from Coregonus clupeaformis (lake whitefish), 1787 nucleotides. RefSeq names its product von Willebrand factor A domain-containing protein 3A-like. NCBI's taxonomy places the organism in Eukaryota, Metazoa, Chordata, Actinopteri, Salmoniformes, Salmonidae. The record is from RefSeq and is a predicted model, not a curated record. The transcript is spliced from 16 exons. Bases 1 to 1431 code for a protein of 476 amino acids.
AUGUUGGAUCCCACCCAGAAGGCCAUGGUGCAGUUUGAGUGGCAUGAUGGAACGGUGAAGAACAUCCAUGUGGACCUGCCCUUAAUCUACCACUACCAGAAGCAGCUGAUGUCUGCUGUGGCUGUGUUGGAGAGGAGGGUGCAGUGCCUGAGCAGUGGGAGCAGACAGAUCUGGGGGACAGUGUGUGAACAGAGGUUCGACUCAGCUGUCAGAACUUGGAGGGAGAGGUUGGCCCCCCCCCACACCAGAGAACCUGCAGGAAGCCUGGCACUCUACUUCAGUAGAGAGGCAGUUCUCUGCUGGUGGGUCCAGGGUUUACAGUGUUCAGGGAGCAGGAACACCAUGGCUGCUCUGAGGCUGCUUCUGGAGGGGGACCUCCAUGGGGGUGGGACACCCCCACCCUCUCCCUCUCCUCUUCUCCCUCCGUCCUCCCCUCUCAUCCAGGGCCUCUACCUCUUCACAAGUGGAGUGCCUGACCAGGAAAUGAGCGCUGCAGUGGCCUGCCUCUAUGUCUCCACGUCUGUCUGUUCACUGGAGAGGAGACAGAGGCACAGACAGGGGGGUUGCCCUCCACCUCGCCAUGCCACCAGGGAGGAGACUGCGGGGGCACUGAGGGAACUGGCACAAGCUGGCAACGGAUGCUUCCACUGGAUCAGUGAGACAGGCAUCCUGGAGAGCGAUGACAUCACUGCUCUGAUUGGAGAGAUGGAGAGGGCUGCUAAUUAUUGGCAGAAGAGCUCCAUGCUGGUGGACUCCCUGACCCAGAAGUCUGGCUGUAGGUGCCCAGGGGAUAAUCUCUCUCCUGGGGACAAAGCACCGGCCCAGCCCCCCCCUUGCCUGGAGACGCAGAGACGGACCACUGCCCCCACCGCGACCCACAGCACUCACCCUCGCCAGGCUGGAAGGAAGGCCGAGCAAACGAGCGUUCCUACUCUCAGAAGGCUCUCACAUGGCGUCCCAGCAGUGCCACAUCUGGUAUCCCACCGGUGGCUGAAGAGGUUCAGUAUUAAGAAGCAGAAGCUUGACCUCUAUAAGCUGGUGUCUGGACCUGACUGUACUCAUCAUAAGAAGCUGGUCCCCUCGGUCCUCAAGAGAGUGUCUGCCAAAUACUGCUCCAUCUUCCCCAGUGUCCACAUCAACGGGAUGGUGAAGCACCUGCAGCUGACUCCAGCAGAGUUAAAACUGACUCAGACUGAGAGACUCCUGCAGCGCUACACACAGAGGCUGCAAUGGCUGCUCUCCGGUAGCAGGCGUGUGUUUGGGGCGGUGCUGGAGAGGGAGGUGUGUGUGCUGCUGGAUGUGUCCGGCUCAAUGGCUCCCUGCCUGGGGGAGCUGAAGACCAAGCUGGCCUCUCUCAUCUGGGAACAGCUGCAUCACAACACAGUCAGACUGGCAGUGGGUUUGGGGACAGUAUGGGCCUGUACCUGCUGAGUGAUGGGAAGCCAGAUUCCAGCUGCAGCCUGGUGCUGAAAGAGACAGAGAGACUGACCACAGGGAACCACAUCACUAUCCACACUGUCUCAUUCAACUGCACAGACAGCUCAGCCAAUGACUUUCUGAAGAAGCUGGCCCACCAAACUGGGGGUCGGUACCACCACUGUCAUGACAAUGUGGAUGCGCUCAGUGGGCUGUUGGAAUCGGGCCUUAGUGAUGGAGACGAACCUACCCUGGCGGCCCUCGAGGUAGAUGACUUGAGGAGACUGGCUCAGGAAAUUGACAAACUGAGACAUUUCCGGAAACAGGCACAGGUCUUCAGAGAAAUCAUUUUGGAAAAGAAGAAUCCAGAG